Psammomys obesus (fat sand rat) is the source of this 1245-nucleotide messenger RNA. RefSeq names its product chromosome unknown C9orf24 homolog (gene Spmip6). Bases 1 to 792 code for a protein of 263 amino acids. Gene Ontology annotation, cellular component: perinuclear region of cytoplasm; manchette. The record is from RefSeq and is a predicted model, not a curated record. Gene Ontology annotation, molecular function: alpha-tubulin binding. The transcript is spliced from 7 exons. Lineage: Eukaryota; Metazoa; Chordata; Mammalia; Rodentia; Muridae.
AUGUUCCUCUUCUCCCGGAAGACCAAGACCCCAAUCAGCACCUACAGUGACUCCUACAGGGCUCCGACCUCCAUCAAGGAGGUCUAUAAGGACCCACCUCUAUGGCCCUGGGAAGCCAACAAGUUUGUGACCCCAGGCCUGACUCAGAGUAUGCAUCGCCAUGUGGACCCUGAGGCCCUGCAGAAGAUGGCCAAAUGUGCUGCACAGGAGUAUACCCACAAGCAUUCCCUAUCAGGCCACCCCUACUUACCUGAGAGAUACUGGCUUUCUGAAGAUGAAGAGGACAAUUGCUGUACAAGCUACCUGGACAAUGACUGGUGCAACCCAUGGAUGGCAGGUCCAUACAACAACUAUUGGAACAAGUUCACCACCUGUCUUCCCCCGCUGCCUAAGGAUGCCAGGGUGGAGACAGUACUGAAAGGAAAAGAAAUGCCGCUGGAGUACCCUCCUAAGCCGGAGCGCCUCAACGCCUACGAGCGCGAGGUGGUGGUGAACAUGCUGAACUCGCUGUCCCGGAACCGGACGCUGCCACAGAUUGCGCCCCGCUGCGGGUGCAUGGACCCUCUGCGAGGCCGCCUGCCGUUCCAGGGAUACGGAAGCGCUUGCUGCGGCCGCCACUACUGUUUGCGCGGGAUGGACUGCUGCGGCACCGCGGAGCCCAGCGCAGAACGCCACCGGCGGCCUCUCUGCCCUGAGCCCCCAUCGGGGGGUCUCAACCUGCGGUCCCUGGCCCGGAAUGCAAUGUGCUUUUACAACUCCCCUGCCAUCAUAUUACCCAUUUCCCAACCUUAGGUAAGUUUGGCGCAGGUACUUGCGUGCUGGAAGCAGUUCCUUUAGUGGGGGUAGCCCAGGAGACUAGCUGGGGUGGUAAAUGCUUGUUGCUGUGCACAGACAGGAAAUUAAAGCCAGAGGGCGCUCGGUUGCCGUGGGAAGUCAGUGGUUGCUAGAAACCAGAAAACCGCAGAGAGGCCCGCCUUGAGGGACUGAGUUGGCAGCAGGCCUAGACUCAAGGGAAUUGGGUUGAGGCUUUAUAUAAUGGGUAAGAAGUCAGGGUUGGAAGUUAUGGCUUGAGUAUCAGGAAUUCAGCGGUAGAGCUUGAAGCCAGUGUGCAGUCAGUGUCAGAGAUAAAAUGCUAGGAUGAGGUUAGUGUUAAGAAAUGGAGACAGAUUUGUUUCUCCUUGUAGAUGGGACACAAGUCACUUUAAGAAGACUGGUGGUCCCCAGAGAAACAACUAUGUCGUUCAU